AUGACUAUUUCUAAGCAUAGUAAUGCCAGCAGCUUCUUUUUCAUAUUGAUGGAUCUUCCUGGACUGGAGGCUUCUCACUGUUGGACAGCAAUUCCCAUCUGCUUCAUUUACAUUCUUUCUGUGCUGGGAAACAUAACCAUAAUGCACAUUGUCAAGUCUGUGCCCAGCCUCCACACACCUAUGUACCUUUUUCUUUCCAUGCUGUCAAUGGCUGAUCUGGGCCUCUCAGCCUCCACACUGCCUUCAAUGGUAGCUGUUUUUCUCCUGGGCCAGAGAAUAAUAGGAGCUGCAGCCUGUUUUAUGCAACUCUUCUUCAUCCACACAUUUUCAGUCAUUGAGUCAGCAGUUCUCUUGGCCAUGGCUUUUGACCGCUGUGUGGCCAUCAGAGAGCCUUUGCGCUAUGCUACCAUCCUCACAACAAGACGUAUUGGAGCCAUUGGACUGGCCGUGGUGAUCCGCAGUGCUGCCCUUCAUCUGCCUCUGCCUGUGCUCCUGGGAAGGCUGACAUUCCAGCCUGUCAGUGCUCUGUCUCAUUCUUACUGUGUUCAUCCUGAUGUUCUAAGGUUGUCCUCUUCCAGUACGGUCAUCAACAGUGGCUUCGGGCUCUUUGUCAUGCUCUCUACACUGGGGAUGGAUGCUGUGCUGAUUCUCCUUUCCUAUGUGCUGAUUUUGAAGACAGUCUUGAGUAUUGCUUCUAAUGCUGAACGCUUGAAAGCCUUCAACACCUGCAUUUCCCACAUCUGUGCUGUUCUUCUAUUUUAUACUCCACUGGUGAGUCUAUCCAUGAUCCAUCGCUUUGGGAAAAAGAAGCUACCAGCUCAGGUAUAUAUGCUUCUCUCUUAUCUUCACUUUCUUAUGCCUCCAAUGCUCAACCCAAUUGUCUACAGUGUCAAAACCAAAGAGAUUCGGGUUCGCAUUCUAAAGAUGCUCCAUCCCAAGAAACAUUGAAAUUUCAUUGGACAGUUCCUCAAUUCUAGGUGAAGGAUCUCUGACU
Molecule: messenger RNA, 994 nt
Organism: Peromyscus maniculatus bairdii (prairie deer mouse)
Lineage: Eukaryota; Metazoa; Chordata; Mammalia; Rodentia; Cricetidae
Product: olfactory receptor 51G2-like
Biological process (GO): G protein-coupled receptor signaling pathway
Cellular component (GO): plasma membrane
Molecular function (GO): olfactory receptor activity; G protein-coupled receptor activity
Source: RefSeq, a predicted model, not a curated record